Molecule: messenger RNA, 708 nt
Organism: Purpureocillium lilacinum
Lineage: Eukaryota; Fungi; Ascomycota; Sordariomycetes; Hypocreales; Ophiocordycipitaceae
Source: RefSeq, a predicted model, not a curated record
AUGAGCAAACCCACCAUCGUCCUCGUCCACGGCUUCUGGGGCGACGCCGCCCACUGGGCCGGCGUCAUCCUCGACCUCCACCGCCGCGGCUACACCCGCCAGCACGCCGUCGAGCUGCCCCUCACCUCCCUCGCCGACGACGCCGCGCGCACGCGCCAAAUGGUCGCGCAGAUCGACGGCGACGUGCUCCUCGUCGGGCACUCCUACGGCGGGGCCGUCAUCACCGAGAUGGGCGGCGAACUGCCCAACGUCAUCGGCCUCGUCUACGUCGCCGCCUUCGCGCCCGACCAGGGCGAGAGCCUGGCCAGCAUCUCGGAGCGGUACCCCGCCGUGGCGGCGACGGAGGGCCGCCUCGUCGCGGACAGCGAUGGGUUCCUCUGGAUCAGGGCGGAGCAGUUCCAUGAGACGUUUUGUCAGGAUGCGACGAGGGAGCAGGGGCUUGUUAUGGCGGUGACGCAGAAGGCGCCUGUUGCGUCUACGUUUGGUGACAGUGUGACCAAGGCGGCGUGGAAGGUGAAGCCGUCUUGGUAUCAGGUCUCCAAGGAGGAUCGCUGCGUUAGCCCCGAGGCGGAGAGGUUCAUGGCGGCGCGCAUGAAGGCGAGGAAGACGAUUGAGCUGCCGACGGGGCAUGCGUCGCUAGCCUCGCAGCCAAAAGAGAUUGCGGCUCUUAUCCAUGAAGCUGCGACAGACGCCCAGAAGACGAAGUGA